UUUUUUUUUUUAUUUUUAAAUUUCAAUGGAAACUGUCAUCGGCUUGAAGGGCAAAGAUUAUGUCAUGCUGGCGGCCGAUACAAUGCUGGCCAAGAACAUAUACUUUUUGAGGGAUAAUUGCUCAAAGAUACGCGUCCUUUCGAGCAAUAGCAUGGUGGGCGUGAUUGGCAAUGAAGGCGACUCCACGAAGUUUGCGGACUUCAUUGCGACGCGUGUUUCGCUCUACGAAAUCGCGAACGGCUAUUCCAUGGACACGCCGAUAGUCAUACACUUUGCGCGCCAGCAUUUGCUGUCGAGCUUGGCCAGCCGGAUCAAAUUUGUGGUCUCGAUGCUGGUUGCCUGCUUCGAUAUGAAACGGGGAGCCAAUUUGUGUUAUAUCGAUUCUAAGGGCGCAUUGCAGUACCUCAACUAUUCUGGACAAGGCAUCGGACACUCAGUAUCCAUGAGCAUUUUCCACACCAUGUGGAAGCCCGACCUCAGCAUCGAAGAUGGAUUGGCCAUAGUACGUAGGUGUGUCACAGAGAUUCAGAGCCGUUUGAUAGUCAAUUUACGCCAAUUCGAAAUCUUUCUGCUGGACAAGAGUGGCGUUCGCAAGCUGGAAUCGUUCUGCCCCCAACCAGUACCAGAUCAGAUAUUUCCCCAACGACUAAUCCCCGAUGCAUUAAAAUGAGAUUCGUUUGCUGUACAGAUUUUACUGGAAAGUUAGAUAAUAUAUUAA
Molecule: messenger RNA, 718 nt
Organism: Drosophila arizonae
Lineage: Eukaryota; Metazoa; Arthropoda; Insecta; Diptera; Drosophilidae
Product: Proteasome beta4 subunit-related 1
Cellular component (GO): nucleus; cytoplasm; proteasome core complex
Source: RefSeq, a predicted model, not a curated record